ACCAGAAUGAGUGAGUAAGUGGCUCAAAGGGGGAUGACCUACGGCGAGGAGUAGCAGCUCUGCUAAGGCCAGGAGCAGGUAAAGCACCUUGCUUCCCAGGUCCGCACAUGGGUCUCCAACGGAGCAUGCAGUGUUCGAAGGAGCAGUAUUGGGAUGAGCUCUUGCAGAGCUGCAAAUCCUGCAGGCUUGCCUGUCACCCUCCCAAGUUCAAAGAAUGCCUUGACUUCUGCAGCUCCAUGGAUUGCCGCAAACGCAUGGGCUUCUACUAUGACAAACUCCUUCUAGACUGCAUUGAUUGCUCUGGUGUCUGUGGGCAGCACCCCAAAGAAUGUGAACCCUUCUGCCAAAGAACAAGGAUCUGGGAUGUCUCUGGCGUACUGGAAGUUGAAAAGCAGGGUGGACUUUCAGAGGAUCCCGGAACCACGGUACCGGUGCCAGCUGUUCUCCAGGGUGCCCAGUGCCAGCUGGAUCCUACGUGUGACCCACGAAUGUCCAUCUACAUAGGCCUGGGACUCUUUCUUUGCACGCUGUUCUUUUUGCUCUUGACUUGGUUUUACUUUAGAAAGCGAGGGGAGGAGGUGACUUGCCAGCCCAGCCCUGUGGUUUGCCACAAAAAGGGGGGCAAUCCAAAAGAUCGCCUAAUGGAAGAAGGAAGCAUGAAAGGUGGCUCCAGUGGCAGCCAAACUCCAGAGCCCAUUGAGACCUGUGGCUUCUGCUUCCCUGAAGUAAGCCCUGCCAUUCAAGAGACCAGGGCAUGCCAAAUGACUUACCAACCAGGGGCGCAGGGGGACCUUGCUGUUCCAGGAAACAUGGGAACCAUUCCGACCCCUGAAGAUGGCCAUUUCCAAAUUAUAUGUUCUCCUUCUCAAGAAAAGAUGCAUAUGACCUGAGUCAAACUGUGAUAACUAACUAGAUGCCACACAAAUGUGUCUCCAUCCAUGGUGUUAAGAAAACUGCUUAAAUCUUUCGAGAUCCUUUCCACAUCCAACUCCAGGGUGUAGCCUUACGUUAAAUGCCAAUUUAUACAAUCCUCUAACAAACUCAUGGGCAAAAUGUUUCCCAUACUGAGCCAUUUCAGGCUGCAGGUGGUUGUAGUGAUAACGGAGGUGUGUGUGGCUCUAUGAAAAGAGCCCCCUGUAUACAAAACACUUGUACUUCUGGAAGAAGGAGUCUACUCUUCUCCUUGGUAUAGUGAUUUCUUAAAUUUGCAUUUUUGCUGUUUAUGAAAGCCCCUCUACUCCUGGCUGCAUGAGCGGACACAACCUCAAGAGGAACGCUUGGUGUAUCUUUCUCAUUCCAAAACCAAAACCAGACCAGCAACCAGCUGAGACACAGCAACAGUAAAAUGUACACAUACUGGAGCACUUGAAUGUAAUAACCACCCUUCUCCUGAACAUAAUUUGAAAUAAAGAUAUUUC
Sceloporus undulatus (fence lizard) is the source of this 1418-nucleotide messenger RNA. It is a transcript of the gene TNFRSF13B, whose product is annotated as TNF receptor superfamily member 13B. Bases 108 to 890 code for a protein of 260 amino acids. The record is from RefSeq and is a predicted model, not a curated record. Gene Ontology annotation, cellular component: plasma membrane. The transcript is spliced from 5 exons. NCBI's taxonomy places the organism in Eukaryota, Metazoa, Chordata, Lepidosauria, Squamata, Phrynosomatidae.